Echinostoma caproni is the source of this 1362-nucleotide messenger RNA. The record is from the annotation of a GenBank genome assembly. NCBI's taxonomy places the organism in Eukaryota, Metazoa, Platyhelminthes, Trematoda, Plagiorchiida, Echinostomatidae.
AUGGUACAAUGCAACACCGUUUUGGAGAGUGUGCUCCCACGUGAAUCCAACUCAAAGGAAACAGACGCUGCCCUUUUAAGCAUCCUGACUUACCCCGGGUUCUCCAUUACCAACGAACAAUUAAUCAAACAGACUCGCAACACUGUCGUCCAAAAGUUGUUGGGAAGGUACGGCUGUCGUCGUUUCUUACGUGACGGUUUUCGAACUGCACGUGAAGACUCCAAUCGGCUCUAUUACGAGCCCUGGGAGUUACGUAUGUUCGAAGGUAUCGAAUGUGAAUGGCCUAUGUUCCUGGCUUGGCUUGUGAUCGAUGCAAGUUUUCGUGAGGAUUAUGAUGGUGCUGAUCGCUAUAUGCAAAUGCUUCAAGAUGUCGUGGUGCGGGAGGGUAUUUGCGCCGGUGAAACUGCUACGGCAUACACCCGACAACUUGCUAUUGAAAGGAGAUCUACUCAGCCGUGCGAGGGGGCUAAUACCGGGGAGAAGCCUGUUUGUCGACGUAUUAGUGAAGCUACAAACCUGAGUACCACCAUGAGCUUAGUUCUCAUGCCCGAAUCAUAUGCUGUUCCGGCAGAGAACAUUGAUGCCGAAUUAGCCGAACCACAUUCACAGAAUCGAGUUACUAAGGGCAAUCUACCCCACAUCUGGGGCCAAUCGUUGUACAUCCUUUCGAACAUCAUUUACGAAGGCCUUUUGCUGCCCGGCGAGAUCGAUCCACUUGGACGACGCCUGCUGACCGAGCCGAAACCAGAUCUCUCUGUCCAAGUGGUCCUAGUCGCAGAGGACGACGAUAUGAAGAACUAUCUGCAAGAACUGCAAAUAGAAGUGCAAACCUUCGAUGAAAUCUACAACGAGGCUGGGAUUCACAUCUAUCCGGCCAAAGUACUCGGACAAUUGUACAAACAAUUGGCGCACACGAAGAAUGCCACAACGUCUUAUCUAAUCUCCACGAUCAAGAAAAUGGCUACCGGUUAUCUGAACGGUACACGAGUAACUCUUGGUACUUUGAAAAACUUUGAAGAGACAUCCAGUGUGAAGCAACUGAGCUUCGUCGGCUCAUGUGGUAAGUUGCGUAACCACCUUGUGUCGUCACUGAACACAAAUUUUAUCAUUAUUCUUUUCCUUCUUGGAAUUCUUUCGGAAAACAGCCUGAUUGAUAAUACUGUAUUUUUUUCGAUAAUAUGUAACGACAUGAAUUAUUUGAUCAAACAUUUUAUUGCAUACCCUUGUCUCCUAAGUGGCAGAAAGGGGAUAAACCCGUUAGUCAAGAGCACCCAUUGUUCACUCAUGAAAAACGGCAGCCAACACCCCAUAACUUGCAUAGGUGAAACACAUAAAUCCCCAAUGGACUGUGCGUGGUAUUGA